Molecule: messenger RNA, 1935 nt
Organism: Vicia villosa (hairy vetch)
Lineage: Eukaryota; Viridiplantae; Streptophyta; Magnoliopsida; Fabales; Fabaceae
Product: bZIP transcription factor 46-like
Exons: 5
Coding region: 311-1624 (437 amino acids)
Biological process (GO): positive regulation of DNA-templated transcription
Cellular component (GO): nucleus
Molecular function (GO): DNA-binding transcription factor activity
Source: RefSeq, a predicted model, not a curated record
AAAAGAAAGAGAAAAGUGUGAAGAGACAUUGGACACUUGGCGCAUCGAGAGCAAGCUCUUGAAAUCAAGAAGAGAGCAACGCAGCCAAAAUCAAACCCACCACACACACAAACCAAAACUUCCCAAAAUUUUCCCCAAAACAUACCAAAUCAGGAAUACCUCAAAUAACUAUUAAACCAUAGUAAAAUAAAUACCACACCAUCUUAUGUUUGAAGAUUGGGAGUUAGGGUUUAGAUUUGUGAUUUAGAAGUGAUUAUGGUUGUGUUUUGCUUCAGAUUUGGGGGAAAACGGAAGUGAUUAAUUUCAAAGCAUGAAUUUCAAGGGUUUUGGGAAUGAUCCGGACGCCUCCGUGGCUGGCGGAGGUGGGAGGACGACGGCGGGGAGCUUUUCUCUGGCGCGGCAGUCGUCGGUGUACUCGUUGACGAUUGAUGAAUUUAUGAAUAGUAUGGGAGGUUCUGGGAAAGAUUUUGGAUCAAUGAACAUGGAUGAGUUGUUGAAGAAUAUUUGGACUGCAGAAGAGGUUCAAACAAUGGGUGGUGAAGAGGCUGUUAGUAAUCAUUUGCAGAGGCAAGGCUCUUUGACGCUGCCGCGGACGCUUAGUCAGAAGACAGUUGAUGAAGUUUGGAAGGAUAUUUCGAAGGAUUAUGGUCCUAGUUUGGCUGCACCACAGGCUCAAAGGCAGCCAACUUUGGGGGAGAUGACUUUGGAGGAGUUUUUGGUUAGAGCUGGUGUUGUUAGGGAAGAUGCGAAACCGAAUGAUGGGGUUUUUCUCGAUCUAGCGCGGGUUGGGAAUAAUAGUAAUUUGGGUUUGGCUUUUCAGGCUCAGCAGAUGAAUAAAGUUGCUGGUUUUAUGGGUGGUAAUAAUAGAAUGAAUGGUGGUACUAAUGAUGAUCCACUUGUUGGUCUUCAGAGUCCUACUAAUUUGCCGUUGAAUGUGAAUGGGAUUAGAUCCGCGAAUCAGCAACAGAUGCAGAGUUCAGUGUCUCAGCAACAAGUUCAGAAUCAACAACUUCAGCAACAUCAACUUCAGCAGCAACAACAGCAACAGCAACAUCAGCAGCAGCAGAUAUUUCCUAAGCAACCUGUUUUGAACUAUGCAACUCAGAUGCCUUUGUCUAAUAAUCAAGCACUGAGAGGUGGAAUUAUGGGGCUUUCUCCUGAUCAAGGCAUGAAUGCUAAUCUUGUGCAAGGUGGAGGGAUUGGUAUGGUUGGUUUGGCACCUGGGGCUGUUCAAAUUGGUGCCGUGUCACCAGCUAACCAAAUAUCUGGUGAUAAACUUGGAAAGUCUAAUGGGGAUACUUCUUCCGUGUCGCCGGUUCCUUAUGUAUUUAAUGGUGGUAUGCGAGGAAGGAAGGGUAAUGGAGCUGUGGAGAAGGUAAUUGAGAGGAGGCAGAGAAGAAUGAUAAAGAAUAGAGAGUCAGCUGCUAGAUCUCGCGCUCGCAAGCAGGCUUAUACCAUGGAAUUGGAAGCAGAAGUUGCAAAAUUAAAAGAAGAGAAUGAAGAACUUCAGAAAAAGCAGGAAGAAAUCAUGGAAAUUCAGAAAAAUCAAGUUAAAGAAAUGAUGAAUUUGCAGCGAGAAGUCAAGAGAAAAUGCUUAAGACGAACACAAACCGGUCCAUGGUAGAUUGAAGAUUGAAUUAUUACUCCGCAGUUAAAACAUUAUGUAAAUACAUAAAUACAUGUUUUUUCUGUAGAUUGAGGCUUUUGUAGUUUAGAUUAGCCCUUGAAAACUUGAAUGUCUUGCUAACAGUUUGCAUAGUUAGGGAGGAUAUGCACAGUACCGUGAGAGUAUGUUUUAGCGCCCGUCCAAUUUCAUGCCACCAUUAUGUUUGUGCAGAACAGACACCUUUACUGAGUUUGAUUCAGUGAGAGGGUGAAAUAUUUGUUCAUCAUGUACGUACUUCUAUUUAAUGCACUAUUCAUGGGUUUGGACCA